Messenger RNA from Oncorhynchus gorbuscha (pink salmon), 2335 nucleotides. RefSeq names its product enhancer of mRNA decapping 3 homolog (S. cerevisiae) (gene edc3). Bases 156 to 1595 code for a protein of 479 amino acids. Gene Ontology annotation, biological process: deadenylation-independent decapping of nuclear-transcribed mRNA; P-body assembly. The record is from RefSeq and is a predicted model, not a curated record. The transcript has 7 exons. Gene Ontology annotation, molecular function: mRNA binding. NCBI's taxonomy places the organism in Eukaryota, Metazoa, Chordata, Actinopteri, Salmoniformes, Salmonidae. Gene Ontology annotation, cellular component: P-body.
UGGUUACGCGCCGGAAGUUGUGCGACUCUAACUCAUGCUUCUGAAACAAAGCUAAGGACGCUUGCUUUGAUCAUUUUCAUUAUAAUAGCCCAUUUGGCCAACUGUUCAAAUAUUACAUUAAACCCGUCGUUCUACGGAAUAUCCCAAAAGACAGCAUGGCUGCAGACUGGUUAGGUAGUCUGGUGUCGAUAAACUGCGGAGAAACUCUGGGGGUGUACCAAGGCGAGGUGUCGUCUGUGGACCAGUCCAGCCAGACCAUCUCCCUCAAACAGCCCUUCCACAAUGGAGUCAAGUGCCCUGUGCCCGAGGUCACUUUUAGUGCCGUGGACAUCAAGGAGCUGAAGGUCCUGGAUAUAGUGAGUGGUAGAGGUGGUGUGGUUCCGAAGAGCAGCGAUUCGGUCUCAGUCCCACACCCAGGACACCAUAAGACCCAGGACAGGCUGGCUUCACCGCAGCAGCAGUGCUCGAAAAGCUACGGCGAUAAACACCUGGAGGUGCCGGGCCAGCCCAAGGGUUUCCGACGGAGACACAACUCCUGGUCGUCCAGUAGUCGGGGCGCCAACCAGGUCACCCCGAAGAAGAGCGUUGUGAAGAACGGAGGAGGUGGUCAGAGGCAGCACAGGGACGAUGAGUGUUUCGGGGACAAUAUGGACGACGGGCUGGACACAGACUUUGACUUCGAGGGGAACCUGGCGCUGUUCGACAAAGCUGCCGUGUUCUCACAGAUCGCCGGGUCGGAUCGCCGCGGUAACGGGGCCCGGUCGCGCGGUACGCCGCAAGAGCAGCAGCCGUCGCAAUACCGCCACGACAAGAACAUUCUAGAGACCAAACCUGUGGUUUACAGGCAGAUAGUUGUCCCUCAGCCUGGGGCCAAAGAGUAUUGCACUGACUCGGGCCUGGUGGUGCCCAGUAUUUCCUAUGAGCUGCACAAGCGUCUGUUGUCAGUAGCUGAACGUUAUGGCCUCUCAUUGGAGAGGAGGCUGGAGAUGACAGGUGUGUGUGCCAGUCAGAUGGCCUUGACGCUGCUGGGCGGGCCCAACAGACUGACCCCUAAGAAUGUGCACCAGCGGCCCACUGUGGCCCUACUCUGUGGGCCUCACGUCCAGGGGGCCCAGGGCAUCAGCUGUGCUCGUCACCUGGCCAACCACGAGGUGGAGGUCAUAAUCUUCCUGCCUAACUUUGUCAAGGUGCUGGAUGCCGUCUCCAGCGAGAUCACGCUUUACACCAAGACAGAGGGCAAACAGGUCUCCAGUGUUGAAGAGCUUCCGGACAGCCCCGUGGACCUUAUCAUCAACUGCCUGGACUGUCACGAGAACACCUUCCUUAUGGCCCAGCCGUGGUACCAGAACGCUGUAGACUGGGCCAAUCAGAACAGAGCUCCCGUGCUCAGCCUGGAUCCUCCAGUCAGCGGACAGGGCCACGCCGUAGAAGCCAAGUGGACACUGUCUCUGGGUCUCCCGCUACCGCUGUCCGAGGGAGUAGGUAGGGUUUACCUGUGUGAUAUUGGGGUUCCUCGACAGGUGUUCCAGGAAGUUGGGAUCAAGUAUCAUUCUCCGUUCGGUUGUAAGUUUGUGGUGCCGUUGCACUCUGCGUAACUGAAGGGUUUCGAAUUACACAUGGACUCUUGGGCGCCUCCUACAUCUCUUGGGCGCCUCCUACGUCUCUUGGGCGCCUCCUACGUCUCUUGGGCGCCUCCUACGUCUCUUGGACGCCUCCUACGUCUCUUGGGCGCCUCCUACGUCUCUUGGGCGCCUCCUACGUCUCUUGGGCGCCUCCUACGUCUCUUGGGCGCCCCCUACGUUUGUUCUGAGAAGUAAUUUGAACUAUGUUUAACUGGACUGCAAUAACCUUUGACCUUCAGAUUGAACUUUGAACUCUCUCACUGACCAUUCAGGGUAGUGUUCACUAUGUGCGAAACUAAAGAAAACUCUGAAAUGAAAUGAAACUGGUGGAAGUUAGUAUCUGAACUUAAGAAAUGCUUGUUAGAAUGCCCUAAUAAACACAACCCCGGGUUUGGGGGAUUGACUACAAGCAGGCCUUAAAUUCUUGACAUUUAACUUAAGUGUUAAAAAGCAUUUAUCCUUUUUAUUACUAGUGACCCUCGAAGACUUGUCCAAUAUACAUUCAUGCAACAAUUUUACAGGAUUUAACCAAGGAAUGACAGGAGAAGUAUGACGAUGACAACCCUGGAGACAUGGCUGGAAACUCCUCUGACCACCUCCUUUUAUAAUAUAGACUAUAUCCUCAGAUAAUGUUGGGUUCAGAAACCCCCCUCCAGGAAAUACCAUCUCAGUGUUGGAAAAACUGGAGACCCCCCCAGGAAAUACCAUCUCAG